AUGGAAGCUAUUGCUCAGACUCAUAUUGCUUUAAUGGAUGCUAUUGCUUUAGAGGAAAAUCUGCUUCAGCAGAAGACAAAUGACACUUCUUUUACUGUUGGUGAUAGAAAUAUCAAAUAUUUUCAUGUCACACUUAAACACAGAAUAAACAUCAAUAAUAUUUUGAAAAUUAAAAAGGGAGAUGAGAGUUUUACAACUUGCAUGGAUGAGAUUGCGGAUAAUGCUGUUAGCUAUUAUACUGAACUUUUUCAAAGCUCUACGCAUACUAUGCCUGUUGACUCCACUCACUUUGUGGAUGAGUAUAAUUACAUUAAUAAUCUUCAUUUAACUUAUCCUCCUGAUGAGAAGGAAAUCAUGAAUGCUUUCAAAUCUAUUUGUCCUAACAAAGCUCCUAAGUCUGAUGGUUUCUCUUCAACUUUCUACAUUCAUUCUUGGGAGGUUAUUAAGAAGGAGGUUACUCUAGUCAUACAAAACUUCUUCCAUGAUGAUAACCUUGGUAAAUAUUUCACCUCUGCUUUGAUUGUGUUCAUUCCAAAAGGUAGGGAGAUUACUGAUAAUAUCCUCUUAGCACAGGAAAUGAUUGAAGAUUUAGACAAGAAGUGCAGAGGGGGAAAUAUGGUCCUUAAAUUGGAUAUUAAGAAAGCUUUUGAUACUAUUAGCUGA
Phalaenopsis equestris is the source of this 663-nucleotide messenger RNA. RefSeq lists its product as uncharacterized. Lineage: Eukaryota; Viridiplantae; Streptophyta; Magnoliopsida; Asparagales; Orchidaceae. Bases 1 to 663 code for a protein of 220 amino acids. The record is from RefSeq and is a predicted model, not a curated record. The transcript is spliced from 2 exons.